UCUCCGCCGCCACCUCCGGCUCCUGCGCCCCGGCAGGGGAGGACGGGUCCCGGGCUCCGCGUGAGGAGGAACUUUCUACCCCCUCCUCCCACCUCCCGAGGGUUUGGCGUUGUUGUCAGCCUCCGGGAGAGAGAUUGGACAUAUUCCCUAAGAGGAGGGCGACGCCAGGGACUUGGCGCAGCCCCUGCUUUUGGGGUCUGUCCUCAAGUUGGAAGAGGGACCCUCAUCGUCGAGCGUUGCGUGUAUCGUCUUUAUUACUGGUUGCUGUCCCAGGGUGUCUCCCAGUUGUCCUUCCUCGUGAGCUGCCAUGGCCAGUGAAGACGAUCGUGUCCCUUCCCCGCCACCAACAGGUGAUGACGGGGGAGGUGGAGGGAAAGAAGAGCCCCCCACGGAAGGGGGUGCGUUAUCUCUGAAGCCCUGGCUCCCCAUCAGGGGCAUCAGGAUGAAGUUUGCCGUGUUGACCGGGUUGGUUGAAGUUGGAGAAGUGUCCAAUAGGGACAUUGUAGAAACUGUCUUUAACCUGCUGGUAGGAGGGCAGUUUGAUUUGGAGAUGAAUUUCAUUAUCCAAGAAGGUGAGAGUAUCACGUGCAUGGUGGAUUUACUGGAAAAAUGUGAUGUCACUUGCCAAGCAGAAGUCUGGAGCAUGUUUACUGCCAUUCUGAAGAAGAGCAUACGAAAUCUUCAAGUGUGCACGGAAGUGGGCCUUGUUGAAAAAGUUCUUGGGAAGAUUGAAAAUGUUGACAGCAUGAUUGCAGAUCUUUUAGUUGACAUGUUGGGAGUGCUGGCUGGCUAUAACUUGACAGUUCGAGAACUAAAGCUUUUCUUCAGUAAACUUCAAGGAAAUAAAGGACAAUGGCCUCCACAUGCUGGGAAGCUGCUGUCUGUGUUAAAGCAUAUGCCUCAGAAGUAUGGGCCUGAUGCCUUUUUCAACUUCCCAGGGAAGAGUGCUGCAGCUAUUGCAUUACCUCCCAUAGCCAAGUGGCCAUACCAGAAUGGUUUUACUUUUCACACCUGGCUGAGGCUGGAUCCUGUAAAUAACAUCAAUGUAGAUAAGGAUAAACCCUAUUUGUAUUGUUUCAGAACCAGCAAAGGUCUUGGUUAUUCUGCUCAUUUUGUUGGAGGCUGUUUGAUUAUAACAUCAAUAAAAUCAAAAGGAAAAGGGUUUCAACAUUGUGUGAAAUUUGAUUUCAAGCCACAGAAGUGGUACAUGGUAACUAUAGUUCACAUUUAUAACCGAUGGAAGAACAGUGAGCUUCGAUGCUACGUGAAUGGCGAGCUCGCCUCCUAUGGAGAGAUCACAUGGUUUGUCAAUACCAGUGAUACCUUUGACAAAUGUUUCCUGGGCUCUUCGGAAACAGCAGAUGCUAACAGAGUAUUCUGUGGCCAGAUGACCUCGGUUUACCUUUUCAGUGAUGCUCUUAAUGCAGCUCAGAUUUUUGCUAUUUACCAGUUGGGUCUGGGAUACAAGGGUACGUUUAAGUUCAAAGCAGAAAGUGACCUUUUUCUAGCUGAGCAUCACAAACUUUUAUUGUACGAUGGGAAACUCUCUAGUGCCAUUGCCUUCACAUAUAACCCACGGGCUACAGAUGCUCAGCUGUGCCUUGAGUCAUCUCCUAAGGACAACCCUUCAAUUUUUGUUCAUUCGCCACAUGCACUUAUGCUCCAGGAUGUGAAGGCAAUUUUAACUCAUUCCAUCCAGAGCGCCAUGCAUUCAAUUGGAGGUGUACAAGUGCUGUUUCCCCUUUUUGCACAGUUGGAUUAUAGGCAAUAUUUAUCUGAUGAGGUUGACUUGACUAUCUGUACAACCUUGCUGGCGUUCAUCAUGGAGUUGUUGAAGAACUCAAUUGCUAUGCAGGAGCAGAUGCUUGCCUGCAAGGGUUUCUUAGUAAUUGGAUAUAGUCUUGAGAAGUCUUCCAAAUCCCAUGUCAGCAGAGCAGUACUUGAACUUUGUCUCGCAUUUUCCAAAUAUCUGAGCAAUCUGCAGAAUGGGAUGCCCCUACUCAAGCAAUUGUGUGAUCACAUUCUUCUUAACCCUGCCAUAUGGAUUCAUACCCCAGCAAAGGUUCAGUUGAUGCUGUAUACUUACCUGUCCACUGAAUUCAUUGGUACAGUCAACAUAUACAACACUAUAAGGAGAGUAGGAACAGUGCUUCUCAUCAUGCACACGCUGAAGUACUACUACUGGGCAGUGAAUCCUCAGGACCGAAGUGGUAUCACCCCCAAGGGAUUAGAUGGACCACGACCCAGUCAAAAAGAAAUACUUUCUCUACGAGCAUUCUUACUGAUGUUCAUUAAGCAAUUAGUGAUGAAGGUGAGUUUAUAUUUCUUACCCUAUGGUGUGCUGCAUAUUGGAGAUGAUAAUUUCACAUAAAAUACCAUUUUUUUAAUUUAUGGUAUUGGGAUUGAACUUGAGAUAUUGCACUUGCCAACCAAACCCUUUUACUGCUUGAGCCACAUCUCUGUGGCUUUGUUUGAAUUUUGAGAUAAGGUCUCACUGAGUUUUCCCUGGUUAGCCUUGAACUCAA
Messenger RNA from Castor canadensis (American beaver), 2525 nucleotides. NCBI's taxonomy places the organism in Eukaryota, Metazoa, Chordata, Mammalia, Rodentia, Castoridae. The record is from RefSeq and is a predicted model, not a curated record.